AUGCUCAUCCUUAAUGAUACCAGUUCCCAGCUUCCGACCUUCCUUCUCACUGGUAUCCCUGGCUUGAGAGCAGCUCAGGUCUGGAUCUCCAUUCCCUUUUGUCUCCUUUAUGUAAUUGCCCUCUCUGGGAACAGCAUGAUCCUGCUGGUAAUCCUUCGUGAACAGAGCCUCCAUGAGCCUAUGUACUAUUUCCUCUCUAUGCUUUCAGUCACAGACCUGAGCUUGUCUCUCUGCACACUUUCCACUACCCUUGGUGUCCUCUGGUUUGAAGCCAGAGAGAUCAACUUAAAUGCAUGCAUUGCCCAGAUGUUCUUUCUCCAUGGAUUUACUUUCAUGGAAUCUGGAGUUCUGCUGGCCAUGGCCUUUGAUCGUUUUGUGGCCAUCUGUGAUCCACUGAGAUAUACCACUAUUCUUACCAAUGCCAGGAUUGCCCAAAUUGGCAUAAUUGUACUGAUAAGGAAUGUUGCAGUCAUGUUGCCAGUUGUGCUCUUUGUCAAGAGGUUGUCCUUCUGCAGUUCUCUGGUUCUUUCACAUUCAUACUGCUACCAUGUAGAUCUCAUCCAGCUCUCAUGUACAGACAACAGAAUCAAUAGCAUUCUUGGUCUGUUUGCACUAUUUUCUACUACAGGGUUUGACUGCCCUUGCAUCUUGCUGUCCUAUGUACUGAUCAUCCGAUCUGUCCUCAGCAUUGCUUCCCCUGAUGAGCGACAGAAAGCCUUCAAUACAUGCAUAUCCCACAUCAGUGCUGUUGGCAUCUUCUACAUUCCUCUCAUCAGCUUGUCUCUUGUUCACCGCUACGGCCAUUCAGCACCCGCCUUUGUUCACACAAUAAUGGCCAACGUCUUCCUGCUCAUCCCUCCUGUGCUCAACCCUAUAAUCUACAGUGUGAAGACAAAGCAGAUUAGAAAGGCUAUUAUCAAGGUUUUAAAUCAGAAGCAGAACCAUCUUUAA
Molecule: messenger RNA, 951 nt
Organism: Grammomys surdaster
Lineage: Eukaryota; Metazoa; Chordata; Mammalia; Rodentia; Muridae
Product: olfactory receptor 51F2
Exons: 1
Coding region: 1-951 (316 amino acids)
Biological process (GO): G protein-coupled receptor signaling pathway
Cellular component (GO): membrane
Molecular function (GO): olfactory receptor activity; G protein-coupled receptor activity
Source: RefSeq, a predicted model, not a curated record